Messenger RNA from Diaporthe amygdali, 1029 nucleotides. RefSeq lists its product as uncharacterized. The coding region runs from base 1 to 1029 and encodes 342 amino acids. The record is from RefSeq and is a predicted model, not a curated record. The transcript has a single exon. Lineage: Eukaryota; Fungi; Ascomycota; Sordariomycetes; Diaporthales; Diaporthaceae. Gene Ontology annotation, molecular function: hydrolase activity.
AUGGAAAUCCACCACCGGACAGACCGCAGCAUCUUUUCCCUAGUGCUGCAGACACUCAUCCGGCCUUUCAAACCACGUCUCGUGGCCCCGAAGAGCACGUUCCCAGCCGGGUCGCCCAGGCUCAAGCAUGACAGGAAGAUCAACCGCGCAGUCAGGGUGGUGGAGAGGCAGCAGCAGGAUAUAUGGCUCUACGACAUAACGGCUCAUAAUAACAGCGAAAACAACAACAACAAUAACAACAGCAUCAGGAGCAGCAAUUACGCCGCGCCACCGCCGAGGAGGAGACUUCGUAUGUACUACAUCGCAGGAGGAGGCUGGCAGAGCCCCCCCUCCGGACAGCACUGGAAGUUCUGCGCCGAACUGGUCCGCAACGUGCCCGGGCUGACGGUGACGGUCGUCAGCGCGCCCCUCGCGCCGUCCUCGCCGGCGGUCACGGCGUUCCCCGUGCUCAGGAGGCUCUUCGCCUCCCUCCUCAAGCAGGGCGCCCGCGACGGGGAGCAGGCCAUCCUGGCGGGCGACUCGUCCGGCGGGAACCUGGUCCUCUGCCUGGCGCUGGACUCGUUGCGAAGCGAAGAGGACACAGGCAACACGACAAGCCCCAAGCCCUUGGCCCUGCUCGCCAUCUCGCCGGCCGUGGAUCUCAGGCCCAUGGAGACGUGGGGGAAGGAGAUGCAGGUGCUGGCGCGCCGGGACCCGGUGCUGACGGUGGGCUCGCACAACGGGGAGGCGGCGGCGUGGGCGGCGGGCGUGGACCCGGCCUGCGCGUGGAUCUCGCCCGCCGCGGCGGCCGACGACGUGGGCGGCGUGCUCGCGCGCGCGGGCGUGAGGCUGAUCGGCGUGACGGGGGGCUACGACAUCCUGGCGCCGGCGGCGUUGGGCUUCCGCGACGCGUGUGCUGCGCAGGGCGUGGGCGGCGCGUGGCUGCACUGGGAGAGGCAGAUGCACUGCUUCCCGCUGGCGUUUAUGUAUGGGCUUCCUGAAGCUGUGGGGGCUAAGGAUUGGGUUGUUGAGCAGAUUAGGGGGCUGUGA